Molecule: messenger RNA, 2128 nt
Organism: Saimiri boliviensis boliviensis (Bolivian squirrel monkey)
Lineage: Eukaryota; Metazoa; Chordata; Mammalia; Primates; Cebidae
Source: RefSeq, a predicted model, not a curated record
CUGCUUGGUUCAUUGCUAUUUACAAGCAGCCUUCCCAGCGUGCAAUGGAUAUCCCAGGCAGGGCUAUUUUUAAGCAGGGCUAUGGCCUGCCGUGGGUUAAGCUGGUGUGGACAGAAAGCGACAUGAUCUAGCCGUCUACUGCAGAUGGCCUGAUCUUGAAGAGAAAUGUGACUGUAGUUGUCCCUGGAUCCCGGCCCCAGACAAAGAUGCUGGAAGGAGGUCCCUCCGGCCCCUGGUUCAGGGACCGGUCAGCUGCUGGAGUCAGGCAGCUUGAGACAUCCUCCUCUCUGACCUUGGCUUGAGGGGUUCAUCCUCCAGAGCUCACCAGGACCCAAGGCUGGUGCACCUGAGAGAAGAGAGAAACAAAUCCCCCAACAGAUGUGCAGUUUCUCCUGCUGACCCUUCCAUUCUGAGACCCAAGCACCACUCUUAGAGCACUGGCAGAGGAGCCUCCAGGACCAGGCCUGGGGAGCAAGACUGGCCGUUUACGUUUCAGAGAAAGGGCAGGUGCUGCCAAGGGCCCAGCGCUCAGGGGCCUGCCUUCAAGGGUACGGCUGUGGGGCCGGUGCCACGGGAGGUCCGCGCUGGGAUUGGCGAGGUCCUAAGCCCCGCCCCGCCAGGGAGGCUUUUCCAGGCCGGCCGGCCGGCUCCCCGGACGCUUCUUGGCUGUGUGGGCUCUGCAGGACGUGGGAGAGUCCGGCGUCAAGGUCGACACUCAUCCAAGAGAAAGGAUGGCCAGUAUCUUUUCUAAAUUGCUAACUGGCCGCAAUGCUUCUCUGCUGUUUGCUACCAUGGGCACUAGUGCCCUCACCACUGGUUACCUGCUGAACCGGCAGAAGGUGUGUGCCGAGGCCCGGGAGCAGCCCAGGCUAUUUCCUGCAAGCGCAGACUACCCAGACCUGCGCAAGCACAACAACUGCAUGGCCGAGUGCCUCACCCCUGCCAUCUACGCCAAGCUUCGCAACAAGGUGACGCCCAAUGGCUACACCCUGGACCAGUGCAUCCAGACUGGAGUAGACAACCCUGGACACCCCUUCAUAAAGACUGUGGGCAUGGUGGCUGGUGACGAGGAGUCCUACGAGGUGUUUGCUGACCUUUUUGACCCCGUCAUCAAACUAAGACACAAUGGCUAUGACCCCAGGGUGAUGAAGCACCCAACUGACCUGGAUGCAUCCAAGAUCACCCAAGGGCAGUUCGAUGAGCACUAUGUGCUGUCAUCUCGGGUACGCACAGGCCGCAGCAUCCGUGGGCUGAGCCUACCACCUGCCUGCACCCGGGCUGAGCGGAGGGAGGUGGAGAACGUGGCCAUCAUGGCCCUGGAGGGCCUCAAGGGAGACCUGGCCGGCCGCUACUACAGGCUGUCUGAGAUGACGGAGCAGGACCAGCAGCGGCUUAUCGAUGACCACUUUCUGUUUGAUAAGCCAGUGUCCCCUUUAUUAACAUGUGCUGGAAUGGCCCGUGACUGGCCAGAUGCCAGAGGAAUCUGGCAUAAUUAUGAUAAGACAUUUCUCAUCUGGAUAAAUGAGGAAGAUCACACCAGGGUAAUCUCAAUGGAAAAAGGAGGCAAUAUGAAACGAGUGUUUGAGCGAUUCUGUCGUGGACUAAAAGAAGUGGAACGGUUAAUUCAAGAACGAGGGUGGGAGUUCAUGUGGAAUGAGCGCCUAGGAUACAUUCUGACCUGUCCUUCAAACCUUGGAACAGGACUACGAGCCGGUGUCCACGUUAGGAUCCCAAAGCUCAGCAAGGACCCACGCUUUUCUAAGAUCCUGGAAAACCUAAGACUCCAGAAGCGUGGCACAGGUGGUGUGGACACUGCCGCGGUUGCAGAUGUGUACGACAUUUCCAACAUAGACAGAAUUGGUCGAUCAGAGGUGGAGCUUGUUCAGAUAGUCAUCGAUGGAGUCAAUUACCUGGUGGAUUGUGAAAAGAAGUUGGAGAGAGGCCAAGAUAUUAAGGUGCCACCCCCUCUGCCUCAGUUUGGCAAAAAAUGAACUUUCCCUUUCCCAAUUUAUAAGUAAUCUGUCUGCUGGUAUGACAGACAUAAAUCUCUACUCUGAGAGUUUUUGUACACUUGAAAAAAUGUAAAAUUGUAGGUCCUGCCUAUCUUUACAAUAAAACUCUCCUUAAU